Messenger RNA from Electrophorus electricus (electric eel), 1688 nucleotides. RefSeq names its product translocase of inner mitochondrial membrane 8 homolog A (yeast) (gene timm8a). Lineage: Eukaryota; Metazoa; Chordata; Actinopteri; Gymnotiformes; Gymnotidae. The record is from RefSeq and is a predicted model, not a curated record.
GGCUGUAGAAUGUACAGUGAAGCUUACACGUGAAGGUCAGGACCACGAGUAUUGAAGAAAUACUUCGCGUUGAAUCAUACAUCAUACAUAAAUCUAUGUAAUGGACGCGCAGGGAGCCACGACUGACCCCCAGCUUCAGCAGUUCAUCGAGAUCGAGUCUCAAAAACAGAGGUUUCAACAGCUGGUUCACCAGAUGACAGAAGUCUGUUGGGAGAAAUGCAUGGAUAAGCCUGGCCCAAAGCUCGACUCCAGGGCAGAAGUCUGUUUUGUGAACUGUGUUGAGCGGUUCAUUGACACCAGUCAAUUCAUCCUCAACAGACUGGAACAAACUCCGAGGACAAGAGGCUCCUUCUCUGAGACCAUAACAGACUAAUAGUAAUCUAAAUCGAAAAGACUGCACCAGAAGUCAUCUGUUCCUGCUGUAGUUAGGUAACUGUCUUUAUACAAAGUCAACAUCCUACCCUAACCCCCAAAGUGCCUCAAAGUGUCCCGCUUUGCAUUGCAUGCAGGUUAGAGGAUGAGCAGUGUCUUGUAAAAGGCAAAGUUGCUGUAACAGUAUUUGUUCAAAUAUGCAUAUGGAAUAAAGUAAGGUGAAAUAUUUAUCCCGCUGCUAUGUUGUUAGGAAAUAACAAAUUGUUAGUUUAUGAUGCUUCACCCCUGGUUUAGUUAAUGAGGGUUUUAAAUGUUUAUUCAUUGGGUAGAAUUUGCUGAUUCUUAUGAAUGUUUAGAAGUUUGCUUGAUUGUUUGAAGGUUUUUUCAGAUCAUGUAAUGAACAAACCUUUGAAGAAAUGGGCAGACUUGCUGAUUGUGUUUUAUAAAACCAAUAUGCAAAUAUAAAUAUAUAUAUAUUAUAUAAAUAUAUAUAAUACCAGUGCUAAUGCAAAUGUACUUUGUCCCUGCAUUCAUUUAACUGGUCCGUAAACACCCUUGUCUAGGACAGUUCCUCCUUUCAAAUGAUUGGCUAAAGUCAGAGUUUCUUAUAAAUUCUUAGUUUCUAGUUGUUUAUUUUGAAUUAUGUUUUGGAUUAUUGUAAUACUGAAUGAUCCAUCUUUGGUCAAGACAAAACUUGUGGUCAAAAUAUCCAAAUAAUUUUGAGAAUUCAUGAUGCAGCCCGAGAGAGGGGUUAAACAGAAAUGGGCUUACUAUAUAACGAUAUGGUUGAUUUAACCAACUGAGUGCUAAGAUUUCUUUCUGGCUAUUGCUAACUAAGCUAACUGCCUAGUUAGCAAUAGCCAGAAAAAAUUUACAAUUAUUUAAUAAUUGUAAAAUGUUACAAGGUGUGGGCUCAGCUGGAGUGUAAAUGAGGAACGUUAGAACAGACAGGGUGGAUGCUGUCCUGUAGUUGUUUGGCUGUCUUUCAGCACAGCAUUUCACAAAUAGAUAAUAGAUUCAUGAAAAAUCACAGUGGAAAUUAUUUACAUUUCCAUCAAAUUGUAGUACUGAUGCUUAGCUCUGGUUACUGUUUGCAUAAACCAUAUUCCAUUUUACUGGAUUUUUAUUCAAUUUGAUAGGCACCUUUGGUAAUUAUGGAGUUACCAAAUUAAUUGUCAUUCAUCUGUCAGGAAAAAAAUCAAGAUCUUUUGAUUCAUUCCGAUGCCAAAACUGAGAAGACAUUCAUGCCAAUAAGACAAACAUAUUGAAAACUAGUUUAUAUCAGGCUACAUUUCCAGUAUGUCAAUGCUUAGAGC